AUGCGCUUCCGCGGGUACGAAAUCACCGGCUUCUCCCUGCUGGGCUGCGCGCUGUUGGUCUUUGCGCAGGGCUGUCGCUCCCGGCUCGUCCUGUUGGGGGCCUUGGUUGGAUUUUGGCUGGGCGGUGCUGCCUCGUAUUGUGCGUGGGCGGUGUUGAUAUAUCCGCAUCAUGUGUCGCCGCUGAGACAUUUGCCCACGGCCGAGGGAGCGCACUGGUUGUUUGGGCAUGGGCCGAUGUUUAGUCGUGGGACGGAUGAGCCGACGAGGGAGUGGAUCAACACGAUUCCGCACAAAGGAUUGAUUCGGUAUUUCUGGUGGUUCAACAGUGAGCGGGUGAUUGUUUCGUCCGACAAGGGGUUGGCAGAGGUGCUCGUCACCAAGAGCUACCAAUUUAAACGGCCCGAUAUUGUGAGACGCCUGCUAUCGCCCAUUCUGGGCGUUGGUAUCCUCCUCACCGAGGGCGAUGUGCACAAGGUGCAACGGCGCAACCUCAUGCCGGCGUUUUCUUUUCGCCACGUAAAGGACUUGUACCCCGUGUUUUGGCGAAAGGCCCGUCAGGUCGUGCAGGCCAUGGCUGCCACCGCGGACGGCGACGGCAUCGCCACGCUGGACGCGCUGGACUGGGCGAGCCGCUGCACGCUGGACAUCAUCGGCCUUGCCGGCUUGGGUGUCGACUUUGGAUCUGUCCAGGACCCGACGAGUCCCCUCGCGACAACGUACAAGUCCCUCAUGGGCACCCAGGGCCAGGCCAGUCUGCUGGGCAUCCUGCUGAUCCUGCUGCCGGCCUGGGUGGUCAGCCGCAUACCGCUCAAGAGGAACAAUGUCGUAAACAACGCCAAGCAGACCAUCCGCAGCGUCUGCAAAGACCUCAUCCGGGACAAGAAGCGCAGGAUGGCUGCCAACAGGGAACACAAAGACGUCGACAUCCUGUCCGUCGCCCUCGAGAGCGGCCUCUUCAGCGACGAAAACCUCGUCGACCAGCUCAUGACCUUUCUGGCCGCGGGCCACGACACCACCGCGUCCGCAUUGACGUGGGCAACGUACAUGUUGUCGUGCUACCCGGAGGUCCAGACCCGUCUCCGCGACGAGGUCCGCGAGCGGCUGUACCGGCCGGACGCGGAUCCCGACGCGGACAUCACCUCGGUCGACAUCGACAAGAUGCCCUACCUGAACGCCGUGUGCAGCGAGGUCCUGCGCCUCUUCCCCCCGGUGCCGCGAACCUCCCGCGAGGCCGUCGAGGACACUACCGUGGAGGGAUUCCCCAUUCCCAGAGGCUCGGUCAUCCUACUGUCGCCCUGGGCCACCAACGUCGAUCAGAACCUUUGGGGCAGCGACGCGUUGGACUUUAAGCCAGAGAGGUGGCUCGCCAAGGAUGCGGCCGACUCCAAGAGCGCGAGCGGCGGUGGCGCGAGCAGCGUGUACGCCUUUUUGACGUUUUUGCACGGGCCGAGGAGCUGUAUCGGGGCGAACUUCGCAAAGUCCGAGCUUGCCUGUCUCUUGGCCGCGUGGGUGGGGAGGUUUGAGUUCGACUUGGUCGACGCCGAGAUGAAGGACAGGGAAAAGUUGGUUGUCCGGUACGGGGUCACUGCACGGCCAAAGGAGGGUUUGCCUGUCAGGGCGAGAGUUGUGCCCGGGUUUUGA
Molecule: messenger RNA, 1641 nt
Organism: Metarhizium album ARSEF 1941
Lineage: Eukaryota; Fungi; Ascomycota; Sordariomycetes; Hypocreales; Clavicipitaceae
Product: cytochrome P450 78A3
Exons: 2
Coding region: 1-1641 (546 amino acids)
Molecular function (GO): oxidoreductase activity, acting on paired donors, with incorporation or reduction of molecular oxygen; monooxygenase activity; iron ion binding
Source: RefSeq, a predicted model, not a curated record